AUGGUCCGCUUCAUCCCUCUUGCACUGCUUGCAGUGCCCUGGUUCUGGCUUGCUGGCCUGGUUGCUGGAGAUGCACUCCUCGAUCUCCAGACCAAGGGGCGCACGCAGUUGGACGCCCAGCUCGCAAAGUCCAAGACGUGCACCAAGGAUAAACUCAUGGUGCGGAAGGAAUGGGGUGAUGUCUCAGCUGCCGAUAGGAAGGCAUAUAUCGCCGCCAUGCUCUGCCUGCUCGACAAGCCCUCGAAAUUGGACCAUACAAAGUAUCCUGGCGCCAAGUCACGUUACGAUGACUUUGUCGCCGUUCAUAUGAACCAGACAUUGUACAUCCAUGGCACUGGCAGCUUCUUGUCAUGGCACCGAUACUAUACAUGGGCAUUCGAAUAUGCUCUGAGGAAUGAGUGUGGAUAUACUGGAACCCAGCCGUAUUGGGACUGGGGCAGGUGGGCCCAAGACCCCGAGACCUCACCCAUCUUCGACGGCAGCGACACUAGCCUGAGCGGAAACGGCGAGAAAGUGCAGCACCAGGGCCAGUUUUUCGCCCCGGCCGGCAAUGGUGGCGGGUGCGUCAAGACCGGCCCCUUCAAGAACAUGACCGUGUACUUGGGUCCCGUUUCACCGGCAGUGAAUCCGGCACCGCCAAGGAACCCUCGUACCGAUGGGUUCGGCGCAAACCCGCGCUGCCUCCGACGCGACAUCUCUAACUAUCUGACAUCGCGCUACGGGCGGACCGAGGACAUUGUCGCCCUCAUCACGAGGAGUGCCAAUAUCGGGACCUUCCAGAACACCAUGCAGAACACGUCACCCACGGGGGGCAUGGGCGUCCAUGGGGUUGGCCACUUCACCAUUGCGGGAGACCCAGGGGGCGAUUUCUACACCUCUCCCAACGACCCGGCGUUUUGGGUCCAUCAUGGCAUGAUUGACCGCACAUGGACCAUCUGGCAGACUCAGGAUCUGGCCAACCGCAUGCAGGUCAUCCAGGGCGGCACGUCCAUGAUGGGCUUUAGUGCCAAGCAGCAGUCUCUAGACGAUGUGGUGGACCUGGGUGUGGUGGCGCCGGAGGGCAAAAAGUAUGCGAUCAAAGAUUUGGUGAGCAUUGUGGACGGGCCUUUCUGCUACGCCUAUGAGUAG
This is a messenger RNA of Thyridium curvatum, 1128 nucleotides long. RefSeq lists its product as uncharacterized. Gene Ontology annotation, molecular function: oxidoreductase activity. Lineage: Eukaryota; Fungi; Ascomycota; Sordariomycetes; Thyridiales; Thyridiaceae. The coding region runs from base 1 to 1128 and encodes 375 amino acids. The record is from RefSeq and is a predicted model, not a curated record. The transcript is spliced from 4 exons.